AUGAGGGUGAGCGAUGGUCUGGCUCCGUCGAAGAUGCAUGCGUUGCAGUGCUUCCAGAGCCACCGUGCACAUGGAGGCCGGCGCGUGGUCGUGGGAAGAGCUCUACCAAGUCUGGAAGGGAAUAAGUAUCACAUGCAUCCAUCCCUAAUCUCAGCUUCCCUUACAGGUUCUGAAAUUGACCUUGCUUCGGCCAACAUGCGUGUGGUCGUUCUGUCUCUUAGCAGAGAAGCCCGAAAAAACCAUGGUUCACGGCUGGGGCUCAGCACAUCUGAAUCUCCGCUUGUGGUACAUGUCCCCAUAUCUGUUCAGGGUGGCGCUACAAGAUCAAAUCGAAACGAGAUCACAUGGCAGCUCAGUCUGGUUCUGAAAAUUCAUUCAUAG
Messenger RNA from Triticum turgidum subsp. durum (durum wheat), 381 nucleotides. The record is from the annotation of a GenBank genome assembly. Lineage: Eukaryota; Viridiplantae; Streptophyta; Magnoliopsida; Poales; Poaceae.